Trichomonas vaginalis G3 is the source of this 681-nucleotide messenger RNA. RefSeq names its product galactose-binding domain-like family. Lineage: Eukaryota; Parabasalia; Trichomonadida; Trichomonadidae. The record is from RefSeq and is a predicted model, not a curated record. The coding region runs from base 1 to 681 and encodes 226 amino acids. The transcript has a single exon.
AUGCUGUUGAGUUUGAUAGGGGAAAAAAUAGAUUUGGACAGCCGUAGCAUAUUCAAAGUAGCUUACAGUGAAAAAAUUAUCAAAAUAGAAGUCAGCGGGUCAUCAAAACAGUAUAUUAAUGGCUCUAAAAAGAUGACUCAACCUGAAUAUGCCAUUUACCCAUGGGAUAAAAACUAUGAUUGGUGUUCAAACUGUUAUCAUGAGUAUUCCAAAAAGCCCUGGAUUACAUUUUCUUUAAUUAACAAACAAUUCAAAUUUAACGGAUAUUUUGUUAGAAAUGGCUGCUGCUAUUACAAUGGGUGUUGCUGUGAUGAUGAUUUCUAUGGAUGCAUCGAUUGUUAUAUGUAUUCUUGGUCUUUACAAAUCUCAAAUGACAAUAAGACAUGGACCACAGUUCAUCAGAUAGAGAAAGAUAGUGAUAAAGAUAAUUGCAAGAGUCGAGAAUACAAGUUUGAUAAAACAUAUACUGCGAGAUACGUUAGAUUAAUACAAGAUGCCCCAUUCCCAGGAUAUCCUCCAUGCUUUGCAAUAAAUCGAUUUGACUUAUUUGGAACAAUUGUAAAUGAUGAUGGUUCUCUUUCAGAUGGAAAUGCUGAUGAUUUCGUAUCUUACCACGAUGAUGAUGACGAUGUAAGCAUUAUCGGACAUAUAUCUAAAAACGGAAAUGCAAAAUUUGACUAA